This is a messenger RNA of Rotaria socialis, 459 nucleotides long. The record is from the annotation of a GenBank genome assembly. Lineage: Eukaryota; Metazoa; Rotifera; Eurotatoria; Philodinida; Philodinidae.
AUGAAUUUAUCGGAAGUAUCAAAACAAUUACUCGAUGCAAAAAGAAAAAGCAAUUUGACAUUUAUGGAUAUUGGACAAAAGCUAGGACAUGAUGAAGUAUGGGUUGCUGCUUUAUUUUAUGGACAAGCAAGUUUUCCUGAUGAAAAAGAAUGUCAAAAACUACUUGAUAUACUCAACGCAAACUUAACAUCUGAACAGAUACGCGAAUUAACACAUCCACCACAUAAAGGUGCAACUCUUGAAUCAUUACCACCAAGAGAUCCAUUACUUUAUCGAUUUCAUGAAAUUCUUCUUCAAUACGGUGUACCAAUUAAAGAAGUUAUACAUGAAAAAUUCGGAGACGGGAUAAUGUCAGCUGUUGAUUUUACAGUUAAAGUCGACAAAGAUGAAACGAUGAAAGAAGCGCCACGAGUAAAUAUUACUAUGUCAGGCAAAUUUUUACCAUAUAAACGAUGGUGA